Pleuronectes platessa (European plaice) is the source of this 2040-nucleotide messenger RNA. It is a transcript of the gene rerg, whose product is annotated as RAS-like, estrogen-regulated, growth inhibitor. Gene Ontology annotation, molecular function: GTP binding; GTPase activity. The transcript is spliced from 5 exons. The record is from RefSeq and is a predicted model, not a curated record. NCBI's taxonomy places the organism in Eukaryota, Metazoa, Chordata, Actinopteri, Pleuronectiformes, Pleuronectidae. Bases 388 to 990 code for a protein of 200 amino acids.
AGCAGUCCGGUCAGAGACAGCAGAGUGUCGGGAUCUCCAGCAGCUCCGCUACGUAUAUUUUCACUGACCCUUCGUUUCAGAGCUUCAUUCAUCCCAGUGAGAGCUGCUGCUCGGUCUCUGUCCUUCCAUCCAGCUGCACACACCCCCCCUCCCAUCCAGCGGUGCGCUGCGUCCACAUCUGCAUCCGGGAGAUCAGACGCAUCUUCUUUUCUUUUUUUCUAAUCGGCGGACCUGACAACUUUUAUUUUUGUAAAUCCAUCUCCAGAUCAGCGUUGUAUCAUCGGGACACUGUUACUGCAUCCAGCGGACUCUGACACUCCUGUACGGAUGGCUGACCUCGGAGCUCAUUGAUUGGCUCGCCGAGCUUUGCUGAUCGCAGCUGCCGUGAUGGCCAAAAGCCCGGAGGUGAAGCUGGCCAUGUUCGGGAGAGCGGGAGUGGGAAAGUCAGCUUUGGUGGUGAGAUUUCUAACCAGACGCUUCAUCUGGGAGUACGACCCAACACUUGAAUCCACAUAUCGGCAUCAAGCCAACAUUGAUGAUGAGGUUGUUUCCAUGGAGAUUCUGGACACUGCAGGGCAGGAGGAUAUCCAGCAGAGGGAGGGUCACAUGCGUUGGGGGGAUGGAUUCAUCAUAGUCUAUGACAUCACAGACCGGGGAAGCUUUGAGGAUGUGGCACCUCUUCGGAGUCUCCUAGAAGAGGUGAAGAAGCCGAAGAAUGUCCCUCUGGUUCUAGUGGGCAACAAGUCAGACCUGGACCAUGUCCGGCAGGUUGGCACAGAGGAAGGCGAGCGGCUGGCAGCUGAGAUGGCAUGCGCCUUCUAUGAAUGCUCAGCAUGUGCCGAUGAGGGUGGUGCAGUGGCCGAGGCUUUCCACGAGCUCUGCCGCGAGGUGAGGCGCCGGAAGGCCGUGCAGGGCAAGGCCAGGCGCCGCAGCUCCACCACACAUGUCAAACAGGCCAUCAACAAGAUGCUGACAAAGAUCAGCAGCUAGGGAAGACCCACAAAAUCGUCUGAUCACACAAGAACAAAAAUAUAUACAUUUUUGUAAAUGUUUUAAACAAUUAUUGAUUCCAAAAUGGACAAAAUGUGACUGAUUUGAUGGGGAAUGUGUUCUUUGCUUGUUCUAUAAUCAUGUUCCAUCAAAAGAUCCAAAGUGCAGCUUCUCAACAUUGCACUCUCCAAUUGUAAAUGUUUAUUAUUAUUUCUUGCCCAAAUUUGGAGUUCAUUUAAAUCAAAAUUAUACUGGAGACAGAUGAGAUACGAGAUGGUUUGUGAUGAAUCAUUGAUAUUAUGAGGUUCUCAACUUUUAAUCCUCUCAUUUAACUCUUUGAAUAAAUAAAUAUUCAAGAGGGCAGUGUGAAACUUGCAUGCAAACUGUCUCUUUUAGCAUGCAGCAAAUCCAAGCCUUUUCUGACGAGAAGAUUCCUAUCUGUAUUUUGUCUGUAGGGGGAUAUUGUGAUGUGCUUCGGACCAUGUGUUUUUGUCAGCAAUGGAAAAUAAGGUCAGAUAACUACUAUUAGAUUAAAGUAGAUCCACUGUCCUUUACCCACGUCAACUCUCAAUAUUUACCAGAGUUGUCAACAUCCUGUCCUUCAAGCAAACCUUGUAACAAAGUCUACUACAUUCUGUCGACUUCAACUGUUCUGCAGUGGACUGCGGCUCCCUGUGUUGGGCUAAGACAUGUUAACAAGAUCUUUUUCCUCACAGAAAAAAAGCACAGAUUCAAAAACAUGUCGAGGAUCAUGGGAGAACGUUUUCUGCAGUUUUAUCGAAACCUACGAAAAGAAGCAGAUGCCGUCCGUCCUAACAUGGCCACAUUCAAGGGAGGCUCUUCAUGGCUCUAAUGUUAAUACUGUAAACUACAGUACGAAUGAGAUAGAAUAUUGCCUUAAGCACUGCUGUGUCUUAGGUGUGUACAGAACCCAAAGAAAUAUACAGUAGUUCAAACUGUAACUGUUGUAAUAGCUGUCUCAAGUGUGUGACCUGUCUCUGAAAAAAACAACCAGCUGUUCACUUGCAAUUAAAACCAAUAUAUCCCAGA